UCCCUCCGCCAGCCAAGCCAUGGGCGACGUCUCCGCCGCGGCGGCGACCGCGGGGGAGCUCAAGGACCCGAGGACGAUCGCGCGCAAGUAUCAGUUAGAUCUUUGCAAGAGGGCUGUGGAGGAGAACAUCAUAGUGUACCUCGGCACGGGAUGUGGGAAGACCCAUAUCGCCGUGCUUCUAAUUUACGAACUUGGCCAUCUCAUCCGGAAGCCCAGUCGUGACGUCUGCGUCUUCCUCGCUCCAACUGUCCCCCUUGUUCUCCAGCAAGCAGCGGUGAUUGCAAAUUCCACCAAUUUCAAAGUUCAGAGUUACCAUGGAAACGGUAAAAGCUCAAGAGACCAUGAGGAUUGGGAGAAAGAGAUGGUGGAGAAUGAGGUUCUCGUAAUGACUCCCGAAAUUUUAUUGUAUAAUUUGCGGCAUUGUUUCAUCAAGAUGAACUCAAUUGCACUUCUGAUAUUUGACGAAUGCCAUCACGCAAAAACGCAAACGCGGCACCAAUAUACACAGAUUAUGAAGGAGUUCUACACCAAUAACAUCGGGAAGCCCCCUCGCAUUUUUGGCAUGACUGCUUCACCAGUAACGGGAAAAGGUGGAUCUAAUAAGCUUAAUUACACCAAAUGUCUCAACAGUCUCGAGGAAUUACUGCAUGCAAAGGUCUGUUCAGUUGAUAAUACAGAACUGGAAGGUGUGAUUGCUUUUCCUGAUAUGGAGGUGUACACGUAUAGCCCACUUACUCAGUGUAACCUUACUGUAACUUACAACAAAGAACUUGAUCGCUCGAAGCUUCAGAGUGAAGGCAUACUACGGGAGAGCCUAAAUGAUUUCAAGGAUUCUCAGAAGAAACUAAAGUCUCUAUUGAGGUUGCAUGAAAAUUUAGUUUUCUGUUUGCAAGAACUUGGCUCAUUUGGAGCUCUACAAGCUGCAAGGACUUCUCUGUCAAUUGAUGGUGAUGAUUUGGUGCAAAAGGAGGUCGACACGACCGACAGUUCUACCAGAUUUAAGAAUCAGUACCUAAACAAAGCAAUUUCUAUUCUGAGUAGCAACAUAUUGAAUGGUACCCAUGAUGAUUCAUUUGAUCUAGAGACGCUAGAAGAACCUUUCUUCUCGAAUAAAUUUGUGGCUCUUAUUAAUGUCCUCUCAGGAUACAGCAGGAUAGAGGAAAACAUGAAGUGCAUAGUUUUCGUGAAAAGAAUAACAGUCGCAAGAGCAAUAGCACGCGUCCUCCAAUACUUGAAAUGCCUUGAUUUUUGGAAAUGUGAGUUCCUCGUGGGAUGCCACUCGGGACUAAAGAACAUGUCAAGGCACAAGAUGGAUGCUAUUGUUGAAAAGUUUUCUUCUGGUGAGGUGAAUCUUUUGAUUGCUACUAGCGUAGGUGAAGAGGGUCUUGACAUUCAGACUUGUUGCCUCGUUGUGCGGUUUGAUCUUCCAGAAACUGUAGCUAGUUUUAUCCAGUCCAGGGGACGAGCCCGGAUGACUAAAUCUAAAUAUGUUGUUCUUCUGGAGAGGGGAAAUCAUUCUCAAGAAAAAUUGCUUAAUGACUAUAUUGAUGGUGAGAUCAUCAUGAAUGGAGAGAUAGACUUCAGAACUUCGAAUGAUAUGUUUGAGUACCUUGAGGAGAACACAUAUCAAGUGAAUAACACAGGUGCUUCCAUUAGCACAGCUUGCAGUGUAUCUCUACUACAUCGCUACUGCUACAACCUUCCCAAGGAUAUGUAUUUUAAUCCUUCCCCAGCGUUCAUCUACAUUGAUGACACUGAGGGAAUAAUCUGUCGAAUAAUUCUCCCACCAAAUGCUGCUUUUCGUCAAGUGGAUGGCCAAUCGUUUCAAUCAAAAGAUGAAGCUAAGAGAGAUGCAUGCUUAAAAGCAUGCAUGAAACUUCAUGAAUUGGGUGCUUUGACAGAUUUUCUUUUGCCAGGUUCAGGUUCAAGAAAGAACAAGGUAUCAACAACAAAUGGUUCAACAAACAAUAAACAUGAAGAUGAUCUAAGGGAAGAGCUUCAUGAGAUGUUAACUCCCACAGUUCUCAAACCUUCAAAAUGCAAACUGGACUGUCUGUUGAACUUGCAUUUCUACUAUGUUCAAUUUAUUCCCAUACCAGCAGAUAGAAACUAUCGGAUAUUUGGUCUUUUUGUGAUCAAUCCCCUUCCUACAGAAGCUGAAAAGUUGGAGGUUGAUUUGCAUCUUGCUCGUGGCAGGAUUGUUAAAGCAGGAAUGAGGCAUUUAGGAACGAUCUCAUUUAACGAAGAACAGAUGAUGCUUGCACGCAAUUUCCAAGAAAUGUUUCUGAAGAUUCUUCUUGACAGAUCUGAGUUCACUGUAUCUCAUGUUAUGUUGGGCAAUGAUGAAACGUUACAGAUUAAUUCAUCGUUUUACCUACUGCUUCCAAUCAAGCAGGAAUUAUAUGGUGAUAUAUUUAUGAUUGACUGGCCAACAAUUGAGCGCUGUUUAUCGUCACCGAUUUUUAAAAAUCCAACUGGUGCGUCUAUGAAUGGAGCAUAUUUACCAGAUGAGUCUUUAAGGCUUCUUGAUAAUAUCUACAAUAAAACGGAUGUCGUUGGAAGUUUAAUCUUUGCUCCUCAUAAUAAGACAUUUUUUGUCAUUGAUGACAUUCUGGAUGAACUAAAUGCUAGAAGUGAGUACAGCAGUGCAACUUAUGAAGAACAUUACAAGGAAAGGUUUCAUAUCAAUCUAUCCCAUCCUGAACAGCCACUUCUGCACGCUAAGCAGCUCUUCAACCUGCAUAAUUUGCUUCAUGACCGACUACGGGAGACCACAGGACGUGAAUUGAUGGAGCACUUCGUGGAGUUGCCUCCAGAGCUAUGCACCAUGAAGAUAAUUGGGUUUUCAAAGGACAUGUGUAGUUCUCUAUCCUUAUUACCAUCCUUGAUGUGUCGGUUGGAGAAUCUGCUGGUAGCUAUUGAGUUGAAGGAGGCCAUGUUGUCUUCAUUCUCAGAGGCUUCUCAAAUCAGUGCUUCUGGUAUACUUGAAGCACUUACCACUGAAAGGUGUUUGGAGAGGAUCUCCUUGGAGCGCUUUGAAGUCCUAGGUGAUGCUUUUUUGAAGUACAUAGUUGGACGUCACAACUUUAUUUCGUAUGAAGGACUUGAUGAAGGGCAAUUGACCAGCAGACGUUCUGCUGUAGUGAAUAAUUCAAAUUUAUAUGAGUUAUCAAUCAGAAGAAAUUUGCAGGUAUACAUACGGGACCAACACUUUGAACCGACACAGUUCAUUGCACUAGGACGGCCUUGUAAAGUUGUUUGCAAUGCUGACACAGAAGUGAGUAUACACCCGAAGAAUAUGAACCCAGAUAGACAAGAAAACUGCAACUUGAGGUGUACAAAGUCGCAUCAUUGGUUGCACAGGAAGACAAUUGCGGAUGUUGUUGAAUCACUUGUGGGAGCAUUUCUUGUUGAAGGUGGAUUCAAAGCUGCAUUUGCAUUCCUUCACUGGGUGGGAAUAGAUGUUGAUUUUGAAGAUUCAUCAUUCUAUAGAGUAUUAGAUGAAAGCUCCAUAAAUUUAUCUCUCAUGGACCACACCAAUGUUGCUGAGCUUGAAGAGUUAAUUGGUUACAAUUUCAAAUUUAAGGGUUUAAUUCUUGAAGCAUUUGUGCAUCCUUCAUUCAAUAAACAUUCUGGAGGAUGCUAUCAGAAACUGGAGUUUCUUGGAGAUGCUGUUUUAGAAUAUUUGAUUACCUCAUACCUCUACUCAAGUUACCCUGAUCUAACACCUGGUCAAAUAACAGAUUUAAAAUCAUUAGCUGUCAAUAAUUAUUCUCUUGCAUAUGUUGCAGUCCAGAAAUGUAUCCAUAAGUAUCUUAUAAAGGAUUCAAAUUAUCUUUCGGCUGCUGUGAAUAAGUUUGAGAAUUACAUUAAACUUCCAAAUUCAGAGAAAGACUUUGUAGAAGAACCAGCAUGUCCGAAGGUUCUUGGUGAUAUUGUCGAAUCUUGUGUUGCUGCAGUUCUUUUAGAUUCAGGAUUCAACCUGACCUAUGUUUGGAAGCUAGUGCUUAUACUUCUAAAGCCAGUGUUGAGCUUCUCUGACAUGCACAUGAAUCCUAUGAGAGAAAUUCGAGAACUUUGUCAAUGUCAUGAACUUAAGUUAGGCCUACCCAAACCUAUGAAGGCUGAUGGAGAGUACCAUGUCAAAGUGGAAGUUGUCAUAAACAGUGAGGUGAUAAGUUGUGCCGCAGCAAACCAGAAUUCAAAAGUCGCUAGAAAGUUGGCUGCGCAAGAAGCACUUUGUAAACUGAAGAAAUAUGGAUACACACAUAAAAACAAGUCACUGGAAGAGAUUUUGCAUGAUGCUAGGAAGAAAGAACCAGAACUACUAGGCUAUAAUGAAGAGCCAUUGAAAGUUGAGGCUGACAUAUGUGAAGAAAUUAAGAGUCUACAGAUAAGUAGAGAAAGAGAUGCAAACAUCUCUUUUCAAAAUACAGAAUUUCCGAUUGGUGAGAUUUUAAAACCCUCCAACCAAAGAACAGCAGGAGAUACCAAGUUUUUCAAGGCUGAUAUCAAUAACGGAGGGAAUAAUCAGCUCAAGGUUGCUAUGCACAAUGACUGUCGACCCAAGGGAACUCAGAAAACCAAUAAAAAGGAGUAUCAUGGUGAUAUGGUACAUAAAACAGCAAGGUCGUUCCUUUUUGAAUUAUGUGCUGCAAAUUAUUGGAACCCCCCUGAAUUUGAGUUGUGCAAAGAAGAAGGGCCAAGCCACCUUCCAAAGUUCACUUACAAGGUUACUGUUCAGAUCAAGGGACCGUCGGAGACACUUUUGGAGUGCUACAGCGAUGCUAAACUACAGAAGAAGGCCGCCCAAGAGCAUGCCGCGCAGGGGGCUCUGUGGUAUCUCAAGCAAGAUGGGUACCUACCAAAAGAUGAAAUCCGUCUCUAAAAACAUCUCUGGGCAUCGUGGCCAAGUUUCCAAAUACAAUACCCCAUGAUUCGAUCUGCAAUGCUCGAUAGGAUGUGUCGAUAAAUGUACAGUCCAUGUAUAUGGUAUGAACGAUAUGAUUUGUUAGCUAUUCUGUUCAUUCAUGCUCUGCCAAUUCGAAAGAUGAAAGAAGUAAAGUAGCUACGAGGCAGAAAUGCCAAACAAAUAGCAAUAGCGGUUAGGCUGCGAGCACUCACCAGACAAUUGCUCUAGCUGUAGCAAAUAUGACGAUAGAAAGGUUCAUUUUAUCUUUGUUACGCGAGUGGUGUCCAAGCUAACCAUGUACAAGGAGGUGCACUUUGAUGAACUCAUAAAAAUGUUAAUUUGUGCAAUCCUUUUGGGAUUUUAA
Lolium rigidum is the source of this 5276-nucleotide messenger RNA. Its product is annotated as endoribonuclease Dicer homolog 4. Gene Ontology annotation, molecular function: protein binding; ribonuclease III activity; ATP binding. Gene Ontology annotation, cellular component: cytoplasm; nucleus. The record is from RefSeq and is a predicted model, not a curated record. The coding region runs from base 20 to 4888 and encodes 1622 amino acids. NCBI's taxonomy places the organism in Eukaryota, Viridiplantae, Streptophyta, Magnoliopsida, Poales, Poaceae. The transcript is spliced from 25 exons. Gene Ontology annotation, biological process: siRNA processing.